AUGUUAGCUGAUGGGGUUGCCCCCAACUCCUACACAUACACUGUUUUAAUCAAGGGACUCUGUGCUGACCCCAACUUCUUUGGAGAUGCCAAGAAGUACUUGCUUGAGAUGAUGGACAAGCGGAAGCAGCCUAAUGUUGCUGCCUAUACUGCGGUGAUAGAAGGCUUUGUGCUUUGGGAGGACAAGACAGCUGAGGAGAAGGGCAAAGAGUUUGUGGAGAUGAUGAUGGGUAAAGGUUUUGUGCCUAAUGCGAAGGCUAUGAUGAAGGUUUUAAAGGGCAAACCAACACCGGUAAUUAGAAGGGUCAUGAGCAUUGUACUUUCCAAGUUGAAGAGCUGA
This is a messenger RNA of Rosa rugosa (rugosa rose), 339 nucleotides long. Its product is annotated as pentatricopeptide repeat-containing protein At5g46100-like. NCBI's taxonomy places the organism in Eukaryota, Viridiplantae, Streptophyta, Magnoliopsida, Rosales, Rosaceae. Bases 1 to 339 code for a protein of 112 amino acids. Gene Ontology annotation, molecular function: protein binding. The transcript has a single exon. The record is from RefSeq and is a predicted model, not a curated record.